CCAGUCACCUUGCUGCCAGUGCAGAGGACAUCAGCGUCUCUCAGUGUGCGCUGGAGGGCCGGCCGGGGGGUCUGUGACUCAUUCAUCCUGUCCAUCAGAAACUCAACCUUUAUCCUGCAGACCAGUCAAAGUGUGUCUGAUGACAGAGCAUAUUGCUUUGACAACCUGUUGCCCGGAAGUGUGUAUACUGUUGAAGUGAGCAGUGUUAGCGGAGAAAGGCGAAGUUUACCCACUGCUGUAAACGCUAACACACUUCCAGAACCUCCUGACGACCUCACUUUCAUUGAACAGGAAGUGAGCAGCAUGUAUGUGAUGUGGACACACCCACCGGGCAACGUGGAUGGUUACAGGCUUCAGUAUGGCUUUGCGGGUGACCUCCCUCUGCAGCACCGGGUUGAUCUUCAUAGCAACAGUGUCAGGAUUCAUGACCUGACCCCAGGAAGUGAUUACAGGUUUGAGAUCCAGUCCUUCCUGGGGUCAGAUUUCAGCCAGACCACAUCCCAAAACAUCUCUACUAGGCCAGCAGGUGUAUGUUCACUCUCUGUGUCUCACGUCAAUGGGACAUCUGCCACAGUGUCAUGGAAACCAACCACUGGUCAUUUUGAUUUUUAUAGAGUGUCGGUCAGUAACAUCUCUCAUAUCUGGACAUUAGAUGAGAGUCCACACUCGCAGGAGGUCUCUGUCAGCAGCCUGUGGAACGGCUGCUCCUACAACAUCACUGUUCAACGCUACAGAAACAACAUCAGUGGCACCGCUGCCACAAUCACCAUAUGUACAGUCCCUGCCAGUCCUGUGAGGUUGCAAGUGAUAAGCGUGUCACCUCAUGCUUUCUCACUCCACUGGUUGGCAUCACCUGGAUGUGAUAUGAACUACCUGGUCCAACUGCGUCCUGACCACGGCAAUAUCAACAUCACCACCACAGCAGACAGCGGAGUGCAGGCUCAAGUGUCCAGUGUAACCCCUGGAACAUCAUACACUGUGACGGUCAAUGCAGUAGCCUCGUCAGGGUUCAGCUCACCUGUCAGCCGAAUACUCGUCACCACUAAUAUAUCCUUACCUGCGGCCCCCUCUAAACCAGAAGGGGAGCGGGUUGGUUCCACUGGGAUCCUGCUGUCCUGGCGGAUGCCAUUGCCUCUCGACUCCUCGAUUCACUCGUUUGUCAUCAGAUACAAGGAAAUGUGUCCAUAUCCCGACCCUACCUUCACUGAGGUCACCAAGAGCCUGGAUAUCCCAGAAACCCUGCUCAACACACUCACCCCUGGAGCUACAUACAACAUCAAGGUUGCAGCAGUAAACAAAGCAGGAGUUGGACCUUUUAGCCAGUCUCUGUACUACAAAACUGCAGAGGCCCCCCCUGGUCUGGUGUCAAACCUCACAGCGUUCGCAGAGGAUCACACGUCAGUGUUAGUGACCUGGUUUCUCCCUGUACGCAUUAAUGGUCUCAUCACUAAGUUUGCAGUAAAAGUCAAACAUGCUCGAACAGGCCAGAUCGUCCGUACACGGGUGCUCAACGCAGAGGAAAUCAUGAACGGAGCCCUGCCUCACUGCAACGAUGCAGCAGACAUCUUAUCUCGUGGAACUCCAAGCCCGUCUGUGUCUUCCCAGUUGACCUCUGCUGUGUUGCCCACUGUUACGCUCUCAGCCGUACCUCCCGCCUUCAUCUGGAGUGUUCCAAUCAGUGUGAAGAUCGAUGAGCUCCGCCCCUACACUCCCUACGUGUUUGAAGUCUCCGCCUUCACCAGUGAUGGGGAGGGACAGAUCGCCAGCACUAUGGUCCGCAUGCCAGAGGCUGCCCCUGAAGACCCACCACAAAGCGUAGUUUUCAGAAACAUCACUUCUAGAUCUCUGUCGCUAUCUUGGGACCCUCCAAAGAUCACCACAGGACGGUUCAGUUACGUCAUCCAACUCCACAGCUCUGAAGGGUUUAUUAGUGAGAACAACACAAUCGAACAAGCGUUUAUGUACACUGGACUGACUCCAUACACACAAUACUACAUCCGUGUGAUGGCCAAAUCAGCAGGGGCCACAGGACCGGCAGCAGAGAUCAACAUUACAACACUAGCAGAAGCCCCAAGUGCUGUGUCUCAUCUGACAGCUGAGGCUGUGGACUCCACAUCUGUCCGUCUGUCCUGGAGACCCCCGGGCCAACCGAACGGACUAAUCACACACUAUCGGAUACUAGUGUUAUACCGCAGUACUCUUGUGCAGGACAUCACCCUGCGAGGACAGAAUGCUCCACUUCGUCGUAAUGCAAGGUCACUAGAAAUCACUACGUCAUCUGCAUUCAUUCUCACCUCACACAGAACAUUUCCCACUUUGGGUCGUGAUUUUACAAACACUGAUACAGAAAUGACCUCUGACCUUCCUCUGACCCCGAGCACCCCCCACACACCUCCACCCUGGCUCACAGUGACCCAUGACCGAACUGAUGUAUCUGUUAAAGCUGAGACUGAGGCUGUGACUCAGGAACCUUUGACUGAACUUUCAGCUGUCACUCAAGGAACUGACCAACCAACAUUGGUUAACUUAAGCCCCUCCCAGCCCCGUCGUUCCACUAGGGCGGUGGCCACAGACUCCACCCAGCAGCAGACAAACCCCUCAACAAGAGCUGCCACCACUAUCGGAAUAGAGGUCCUACCUGCCACUGAGGAGACAGCAGACCUGUCGUCUGAUCACAUCAUGUAUAUUGUUAGAAGACUGAGUCCUUUCACUGAGUAUACAUUUAGUGUGACAGCAAAAAACAUAAUUGGAGAAGGGCCUUCCACAGAAGUUACAGUGAAAACAACUGAACAAGUGCCCAGCUCUGUUCAGAAUGUGUCCUAUCAGAACCUGACCUCCACCUCCAUCCGUGUUACUUGGGAGCCGCCACUGAACCCUAACGGCAAACUGACUCACUACACUGUAUAUGCACAAAAUCUCCUUACAAACCAGCAAUUACGACAGACGGCGGACACCACCACUGAAGUGCUCACAGGUCUGGACAAGUACAGUAGUUAUAAGGUACGUGUGGCCGCUUCCACCGCCGUGGGGGAAAGUCCACUGACAGAUGAAGACUACAUCUUCGUUAUGACACUAGAGGAUGAGCCGGAUUCACCCCCACGGGAUCUGGCCGUAGUGAAAACCACCUCCUCCACCGCUUCUCUCACCUGGUCUCCGCCAGAGAAACCCAACGGCAUCAUCCGCCUGUAUGAGGUCUCCUACACCAACGGCACAUACAGCAACACAGUCAACAGCACAUCACCCAGUGCCACACUGUACUACCUGAAGCCUUACACACACUACAAUGUGACUGUCCGUGCGUUUACUCUACACGGACACGGGAACCAGAUUUCUGAUACUCUACAGAUGCUGUCGGGGGAGGAUGUGCCUGGCAGCCCACCAUACGAUUUGACCUAUGAGUACAUCGGAUCCAGUGAGGUGAAUGUGUCAUGGUCACCCCCGCUUCUCGCAAAUGGCAUCAUCUUGAUCUACAAUGUAGAAUACUGGAACGCCACACACAGUCUGAACCAAACCACACAAGUGCCUUAUGUCAUCCUGUCCAACCUGCGAAAGUAUGCACGCUACCGUAUCAGCGUACAGGCCGCCACACUGGUCGGCUCUGGAAACCACACGAGCGAGAUCCUGAACAUCACCACAUUGGAGGACGUGCCGAGUGGUCCCGUCCACAACCUCACUGCUAUGAUCUAUAGCUCUACGGCUGUUGUGAUCAGCUGGGACCCUCCUCUGGAGCCCAAUGGCAGAGUCUUCUAUCAGCUGAGCCUCCAAGAGGCGGGUACGACCCACCCGUCCAUCAACCGCACAGUCAACACCACCAUCACCAAAACUACCACAGACAACAUCUACCUCUUUACCAAGCUCAGGAAGUAUUUUCCCUACAUCAUAAAAGUCACCCCAGCAACCAGUGCUGGAUCGGCUUUAAACCACACUGCAAUGCUGCCCCUGCGAACAGAUGAAGAUGUCCCAAGUUCUCCACCAUUGCCUGGAGCUAGUAGCAAUCUCUCCAGCACCUCCAUCUAUGUGUCAUGGUUCCCCCCAGUCGAGGCCAAUGGCGAGAUCAUAAAUUAUACUGCAGUUUUACAAGGUCCUGGGAGCGUCAACAAAACCUACACCACUGUAGAAACACACCUAAUGCUCUCAGAGCUCACUCCAUUUACACCUUACAAUCUCUCCAUCGCUGCGGUCACACGCAUAAAUGCCGGUCCCUCCGUGAUUAUUCCACUGCAGACUGAUGAAGCAGUCCCAAUGUCUCCACCACACAAUCUGAGUAUUUUUAACCACACUGUGAAUUCAGUGUGGCUUCAUUGGGAACCAAGUCCAGAGCCAAAUGGAAUCAUCCAGCACUAUGGUUUCCGAAUACUCGAACUAAACACAUACACUUUCAGAUAUCAGAACUCAUCAGAUGCAUCCACACAAGCAGAACUGAGUGGCUUUAGACCUCAUAAUUCAUAUAAUAUCAGCGUGUGCGCGUUCACUAGAGCAGGAAAUGGAGAUCAGUACAGCCUACCUGUCAUCUUCACCACCAAUGAAUCAGUGUCAGAUGCCGUUGGGAAUUUGACCUGUUCUGGAUUGGAUUGGAAUUCAGUCUACAUGAAAUGGGAGCUUCCGAUUCAUCCUAACGGAGAGAUUCUGUACUACAUCAUUCGCUCUGGAGAUCUAGAGGAGGAGGCUCAUCCUCUCGUGCUCACACACACAGUGGCACACACUUUCAUCGGCCUGUCACCGAACAUUUUCUAUGUCAUCAGCGUAGCUGCAGUUAAUUCAGCCGGAAUAGGGGACGAAGCCAACUGUACUGCACACACUCCACCUGAGUCAGUUCCUGGUCCGCCCCAGUCACUGAACAUAACGGAUGUUACCUCUGACAGUGUGUCUGUGAGCUGGCAGCGUCCCGUCUACGUUCCUGGUCUGUUGCAGGGUUAUAAUGUAGAGAUUCAGCAAUUGGCAAGAAAUUGUGUGCCAGAGCAGCACGUGGACUCCUGUGUGGAGAGAGAGUUUGAGGUGUGGGUUGAAGGAGAAACCAGUGGAGUCACACUUUCCCAUCUGCUGAAAUAUAGAGAUUACAGUAUCAGACUGGUGGCGUUCACCAGGGCUGGAGCCGGAGAACCCUCCAACUGGAUCCACACACAGACACUCGCAGGAAACCCUGAUGCCCCCCCUGGUAACAUAUCAGUGUCUGCUUCUCCCACUCAGUUAAAUAUUGAGUGGGACGAACCAUCGGUCAUCACAGGACCCACCUCAUACAUCAUUGACAUCGCUGAUUUGGAUGGUUUGGGAUACAACAUAAGCCUAGUGCGGCAUUCAGAGGAGACCAGGAAGGUGUUUGUCGGGAACCUGACUGCAUUUACCCUGUACUCCAUUACCAUCACCGCCUUCACGGGGCAGCUUCCAACGCUCGCACAGACGGCUCGCACAGACGGCAAAGCAUCUGAACCCGUUCUCGCUAGAACCCUGGAGAUUG
Carassius auratus (goldfish) is the source of this 5455-nucleotide messenger RNA. RefSeq names its product phosphatidylinositol phosphatase PTPRQ-like. Lineage: Eukaryota; Metazoa; Chordata; Actinopteri; Cypriniformes; Cyprinidae. Gene Ontology annotation, molecular function: protein binding. The record is from RefSeq and is a predicted model, not a curated record.